This is a messenger RNA of Periconia digitata, 280 nucleotides long. NCBI's taxonomy places the organism in Eukaryota, Fungi, Ascomycota, Dothideomycetes, Pleosporales, Periconiaceae. The record is from the annotation of a GenBank genome assembly.
UUUUUUUUUUCUUCUCUCUCUUCUCUUCAUGUUCAUCGAUCUAUCCACUUUUUCCUUUCUUCCACAGUUCUGUCGAUGGAUUUGGGUUGGGUUGGGUUGGAUUUGGAUCGUUGUGGCAACCUUGUGGGAACACCGACAACGGGGGAGCGCAUGUGGAGCUGGGUUCGCAGUUGUGCGGAAUGCUAGACUAGGAUGGAUAGUGUCUAGAUUUUUUUUUCUUCUUGGAAGCGAGUUUAUCUCUAUUCUAGGCCACUCGAUCAUUCAAUCAUGCUGGUGCUAA